Molecule: messenger RNA, 1703 nt
Organism: Daucus carota subsp. sativus
Lineage: Eukaryota; Viridiplantae; Streptophyta; Magnoliopsida; Apiales; Apiaceae
Product: glucan endo-1,3-beta-D-glucosidase
Exons: 6
Coding region: 171-1547 (458 amino acids)
Biological process (GO): carbohydrate metabolic process
Cellular component (GO): plasma membrane
Molecular function (GO): hydrolase activity, hydrolyzing O-glycosyl compounds
Source: RefSeq, a predicted model, not a curated record
AAUGGGAAAGCACCAUGAUUGGCCCUAUAUUUCAAAACUCUAUUCACCACCUUUUACAUUAUUUUCCACAUCCUCCUACACUUUCACCAUCCUCAUCUCUAUAAAAACAAGUUACAAUUUUCAUAUGAUCUAUAUAUAUACUUGUACUCAAACCUCAAAGUUGCUCAAUCAUGGCCAUCACUAUGCUUUCUUACAUGCUCUUUAUACUUGUGCUGCAGUCUCCUUACUUUGCUAGGUCACAAUCUUUUAUCGGGGUGAAUUAUGGUCAACUUUCCGAUAACUUACCGGCGCCGGCGGUGACAGCGAAGCUACUUCAGUCAACGGCGAUUGGAAAAGUGAGGCUUUACAAUGCUGACGUGGCAAUUAUCAAGUCACUGGCUAAUACUGGGAUAGGGAUAGUGAUCGGAGUGGCAAAUGGGGAGAUUCCGGGUCUUGCAUCCGACCCGAAUGUGGCGGGUCAAUGGGUCGGGUCAAAUGUGUUGCCAUUUUACCCGGGAAGUAAGAUUGAGGUCAUAACUGUUGGAAAUGAAGUGAUGACUUCUGGUGAUCAGGGUCUUAUGGCACAGCUCUUGCCUGCCAUGCAAAAUGUCCAAAAUGCCCUUAAUGCAGCUUCUUUGGGUGGGAAAGUUAAGGUCUCUACUGUGCAUUCUAUGUCAGUGUUGGCUAAUUCUGAUCCGCCAUCAUCAGGAAGUUUUAAUUCUGGUUUUAGUGACACAAUGAGAGCAUUGUUGCAGUUUCAAAGAACCACUGGUUCUCCUUUUAUGAUAAAUCCGUACCCCUUCUUCGCAUACCAAAGUGAUCCGAGGCCAGAAACACUUGCAUUUUGUUUAUUUCAACCCAAUGCAGGGCGAGUGGACUCUGCAAGUGGUAUCAAGUACAUGAACAUGUUUGAUGCUCAGGUUGAUGCUGUAAAAUCGGCCUUAAAUUCGAUGGGAUUCAAAGAGAUAGAGAUUGUGGUUGCAGAGACAGGGUGGCCUUACAAGGGGGAUCCCAAUGAGGUCGGCCCUAGUGUGGACAAUGCAAAGGCUUAUAAUGGAAAUUUGAUCAGCCAUCUUAGGUCAAAAGUAGGAACUCCACAGAUGCCCGGGAAGUCAGUUGACACCUACAUCUUUGCACUCUAUGAUGAGAAUUUGAAGCCUGGUCCCGGCUCAGAGCGCGCGUUUGGGCUUUUUAAGCAGGAUCUUUCCAUGAUUUAUGAUGUUGGUCUCUUGAAGACUAGCCAGACUCCGACCACUCCUACGACUCCUUCUCCAGCCACUCCAGCACCAAAGGCUGCAGCCUGGUGUGUUCCGAAGCCUGGCGUUUCUGAUGCUCAGUUACAAUCAAAUCUCGACUACGUCUGCGGCCAUGGUCUUGAUUGUAGCCCUAUUCAACCAGGUGGUGCCUGUUAUGAACCAGCUACCAUACUAGCUCAUGCAGCAUACGCAAUGAAUCUAUACUAUCAAAGUUCUGGGAAAAAUCCAUGGAAUUGUGAUUUUGCUCGAACUGCAACUCUCUCUUCCACUAACCCAAGCUACAAUGGUUGCAUCUAUCCAGGUGGAAACUGAUGGAACGAUCCAAGAUUGUAUAGCUUGGUUGUAGUUAAUAAUCUACCUUUCAAUAAUAGAGUUGUCAAAAAAUAAGCUUCGAGUUGAAUAUAUCAGUUAUACGUUAAAGUAUCUUAGUUUCGAAAUAUAGAAUAUGAAGGUACCGAUUUUUGUUUC